GACACCUUCCCCACUCCCACAGCCCCGGCCUAUCACUGCACCCCACCGGAGUGCUAUAUGUAGUGGCGGCUUACGCGCACUGAUUGUUCCAACUAACUCAUGCUCGUUAGCUCACCUCGUCAAGGGCUCGCAUUUAUCACGUCCACUUCCAUGUCCAUGCAACAGCCGACGCGCGGCGGGGGCGCCAUCCUUCCCGCCGCGAUGCCAGCGCCGGCGGACUCGUCGUUCUUGCUGCUCGCCUUCACGGCCGCCGUGGCGACCGCCGCGCUGAUCGUCGCGGUUGAUUUUGCUAGGUACAACAGGAGGCACAGGGGGCUGAGGCUCCCGCCGGGCCCGCCCGGGUGGCCCGUCGUCGGGAACCUCUUCCAGGUCGCCUUCUCCGGGAAGCUCUUCAUCCACUACAUCCGCGACCUGCGCCAGGAGUAUGGGCCCAUCCUGACCCUGCGCAUGGGGGAGCGCACGCUCGUCAUCAUCAGCAGCGCCGAGCUCGUGCACGAGGCGCUCGUCGAGAAGGGCCAGGAGUUCGCCAACCGGCCCCGGGAGAGCACCACGCGCAACAUCUUCUCCUCCAACAAGUUCACCGUCAACUCUGCGGUGUACGGACCUGAGUGGCGGUCGCUGCGCCGGAACAUGGUGUCCGGGAUGCUCAGCACGUCUCGGCUCAGGGAGUUCCGCCACACCAGGAUGCGCGCCAUGGACAGGUUCGUGGCGCGGAUGCGCUCCGAGGCUGCGGCGUCGCCCGACGGCGCGUCAGUGUGGGUGCUCCGGAACGCGCGCUUCGCAGUGUUCUGCAUCUUGCUAGACAUGACAUUCGGGCUGCUCGACCUCGACGAGGAGCACAUCGUGCACAUCGACGCCGUCUUGAAGCGCGUGGUGCUCGCCGUCGGUAUGAACAUGGACGACUACCUCCCGUUCCUCCGCCCCUUCUUCUGGCGGAGGCAGCGCCGCGCGCUCGCCGUCCGCCGCGACCAGAUCGACACCCUGCUCCCGCUCAUCAACAGGCGCCGCGCCAUCCUCCGCGACAUGCAGCGCUCGCCGCCCGACAACAACGUCGCCGCGCCCUUCUCGUACCUCGACUCCGUGCUUGACCUCCGCAUCGAGGGCCGCGACGCCGUGCCCAGCGACGACGAGCUGGUCACCCUCUGCUCGGAGAUGAUAAACGGCGGCACCGACACCACGGCCACCGCGAUCGAGUGGGCUAUGGCGCGCAUCGUGGACAACCCAUCCAUCCAGGCCCGGCUCUACGAGGAGAUCAUGCAGCAGGUCGGCGACGCGAGGCCGGUCGACGACAAGGACACCGACUUAAUGCCGUACCUCCAGGCCUUCGUGAAGGAGCUCCUCCGGAAGCACCCGCCUACGUACUUCGCGCUCUCCCACGCCGCCGUCCAGCCGGGGAGCAAGCUCGCCGGCUACGACGUGCCCACGGACGCGAACCUGGACAUCUUCCUCCCUACCAUCUCGGAGGACCCGAAGCUGUGGGACCGGCCGACGGAGUUCGACCCGGACAGGUUCCUGUCCGGAGGCGAGAAGGCGGACAUGACGGGGUCAGCGGGGAUCCGGAUGAUUCCGUUCAGCGCAGGGCGGAGGAUCUGCCCGGGGCUGGCCAUGGGGACGACACACAUCGCGCUGAUGGUGGCGCGGAUGGUGCAGGCGUUCGAGUGGCGCGCUCACCCGUCGCAGCAGCCGCUGGACUUCAAGGACAAGGUGGAGUUCACGGUGGUGAUGGACCGGCCGCUGCUCGCCGCGGUGAAGGCCCGGAACCUCUCGUUCUGAUCGAAUGCGUGCAUGGGUGUGCAUGCAUGUGCAUGUCAGCGUGGCAGCACGACGUCGUUCGUACGUGCGCACGUAGGUCGGCAUGCACGCAUGCACACGGUCAUGGACACCAGCGCUGCAUGCCGUCUUGCUUUCCGUUCAGCACGCAAGCGACGUGCACGCGGGUACUAGCUAGCUACUCCUACUUCCAGUCAUCGUUCGUUGGUUAUGAACAUCCAUGUCUGUGCGUGUCUAAAUGUGUGUAUGAUCGAUGUAGCAUACACGAUAAAUGCUACACGUUUUCAUGUGUGUAUGUAGUAGUGGUGGUGGUUUAUUAUAUACGGAGUAUAAGAAUGGAUUU
Messenger RNA from Phragmites australis (common reed), 2113 nucleotides. Its product is annotated as cytochrome P450 77A4-like. Gene Ontology annotation, molecular function: heme binding; oxidoreductase activity, acting on paired donors, with incorporation or reduction of molecular oxygen, NAD(P)H as one donor, and incorporation of one atom of oxygen; iron ion binding. The transcript has a single exon. Gene Ontology annotation, cellular component: membrane. The record is from RefSeq and is a predicted model, not a curated record. The coding region runs from base 100 to 1773 and encodes 557 amino acids. NCBI's taxonomy places the organism in Eukaryota, Viridiplantae, Streptophyta, Magnoliopsida, Poales, Poaceae.